Messenger RNA from Capsicum annuum, 1270 nucleotides. RefSeq names its product tetraspanin-8. Gene Ontology annotation, cellular component: plasma membrane; plasmodesma. The transcript has 2 exons. The record is from RefSeq and is a predicted model, not a curated record. Gene Ontology annotation, biological process: auxin-activated signaling pathway. NCBI's taxonomy places the organism in Eukaryota, Viridiplantae, Streptophyta, Magnoliopsida, Solanales, Solanaceae. The coding region runs from base 309 to 1115 and encodes 268 amino acids.
CCACUCUUCUUUGAGCAGUUAUUAUUUUACUAUAAAUACAUACAAAUCCCUCCAUAACUUCCCCACAUUCACCAAGAUUUUCAGUUUUCUCUUGCGGGUAUUUCUUGUUUUUUGCUCUAAACCCCUCAAAGUUUCAAAUUUUCCAUUGUUGGUCCCUCUUGUUUUGCUUCAAAACUCACCAUUCUUGAAUUUUUCUCUUGUGGGGUGUUCUUGUUUUUGCCCAAAACACAUCAUUCUUGAAUCUUGAUCUUGUGGAGUGUCCUUAUUUUUGCUCAAAACCCCCAAAGAUUGAAUCUUGCUAAAGGAAAAUGGUGCGUUGUAGCAACAAUUUAGUGGGGAUAUUGAACAUAGUGACUUUGUUAAUCUCAAUACCAAUAAUAGGAGGAGGUAUUUGGCUAUCAAAACAAGCAAACACAGAGUGUGAAAGGUUUCUUGAAAAGCCAGUAAUAGCAUUAGGAGUGUUCAUACUGCUUGUUUCAUUAGCAGGGAUAAUUGGCUCAUGUUGUAGAGUGACAUGGUUACUUUGGGUAUACUUGUUAGUAAUGUUCUUGUUGAUUUUGUUGUUGUUUUGUUUUACUAUAUUUGCAUUUGUUGUGACUAAUAAAGGUGCUGGUGAGAAGAUAAGUGGGAAAGGGUAUAAGGAGUAUAGAUUUGGUGAUUAUAGUAAUUGGUUGCAGAAAAGAGUUGAUAAGAAUUGGAAUAGGAUACAUAGUUGUUUGCAGGAUAGUAAGAUUUGUCAGAAGUUGAUUGAUCAAGGGUCUAAUACUAAAGCUGAUGAUUUCUUCCAAGAACAUCUCUCUGCUCUUCAGUCUGGUUGCUGCAAGCCAUCAAAUGACUGUAACUUCGAGUACGUGAGCCCAACAAACUGGACAAAGCCAGCGAACUCAUCAUCCGUUACCAAUCCAGACUGUACUACAUGGAGCAACGAUCCAAAUGUACUGUGCUACGGCUGCCAAUCUUGCAAAGCCGGGCUGCUCGAUAACAUCAAGAGCGACUGGAAGAGGGUGGCUGUGCUCAACAUCAUUUUCCUCAUCUUCCUCAUCGUCGUCUACUCUAUUGGAUGCUGUGCCUUCAGGAACAACAGAGAGGACAAUGCUUGGAAGCGUUAUCCUUGAACGCACUCGACUCGACUGGUUAUGUUGCGUAUCGUAUCAUAUCGUAUAGACUAUAGAUCACUUAGUAUGAGUUUGUGUUCUUCAUUGUACAGACUCUAUUUCUUCUGAUAGACAGUUUGGAUGAUUUUUGAUAUAUGUGAAUUCCUAUUAUUGUA